CCCACCAAUAUAUCUCACUCUCUCACCAUGGUCAAGGCAUUAACAUUCAAAGGCGACAAGAAAACCAAAAAGCGCAAGCGCGUCGAUGUUGCGGAUAAAUUUGGGGACGAAGGAACCUCAUCGUCGAAAGGAAAAGAAGUCGCGAUCAAGAACGACGAAGGGAAUGAAGGUCCGGUAGAUGACGAUAGCUGGGUGACAGCAGAAGCUUCCGGAGAUGUUGUCGGACCUAUAAUCUUUGUUUUACCCUCCGAUACGCCUUCCUGUAUAGCGUGCGAUACGAAUGGCAAGGUAUUCGCCAGCGCGCUCGAGAACAUCAUUGAGAAUGAUCCCGCGACAGCAGAGCCCCAUGAUGUGAGGCAGGUGUGGGUUGCGAAUAAAGUUGUUGGGACAGAGAACUACACAUUCAAGGGACAUCAUGGAAGGUGAGAUCUCUCUGGCCUUCUCCCGCUCAGCAAUUGGGUAUUUAAUGCUGACAUUGGAGUAGAUAUUUAGGAUGCGACAAAUACGGUAUCCUCACCGCAACCACCGAAGCUGUCUCCCCCUUCGAAACCUUCCUCUGUAUACCCACCGCCGACACACCAGGCACCUUCCAAAUCCAGACUCUUCGCGAAACAUUCCUUACCAUUAAAGCCUCUACGUCGUCCAAGUCCGGCGCGCUGCCAGAAAUCCGCGGUGAUGGAGAGGCUAUUACUUUUAAUACGACGUUUAGGAUACGGAUGCAGGCGCGAUUCAAGCCGAAGUUGAAGGCUUCGAAGGAGGAAAAGGCUAGAGAGAAGAUUAGUAGGAAGGAGUUGGAGGAGGCGGUUGGGAGGAAGUUGGAGGAUGAUGAGGUUAAGAGGCUGAAGAGGGCCAGGAGGGAGGGAGAUUAUCAUGAGGCACUGUUGUUGGUGAAGGUUAAGAAUAAGCAUGAUAAGUAUAGUUGAAAGACUAUGGGUGGCGAGUUUGCGUCUCGGUCUCUGACCGUUGAACUUGCCAAUUGCUCAAACCUGGUUAUGGCAAAUAUGGAACGGUAAAGGGGGAGGGAACUUUGCUGAGGAUUCUUGACAUGAGGUGACUUUCUACCUCAGAGAGAUAGAAGUUCAAGGCAUGGAUUUAUGACAGCUACGUCAAAAAACAAAAGGGUCCUGAGAAAUGUCAGGAUACCAUGAUCAGCACUCCAUAACCUUGCCUUGGGGAAAAGAGGCCACUCCGUGGACUAGGGAAGGGGUAGUAUAUAUCAGAUAGCCAUAGGCUAGC
Messenger RNA from Hymenoscyphus albidus, 1236 nucleotides. NCBI's taxonomy places the organism in Eukaryota, Fungi, Ascomycota, Leotiomycetes, Helotiales, Helotiaceae. The record is from the annotation of a GenBank genome assembly.